Molecule: messenger RNA, 2461 nt
Organism: Oncorhynchus masou masou (cherry salmon)
Lineage: Eukaryota; Metazoa; Chordata; Actinopteri; Salmoniformes; Salmonidae
Product: XK-related protein 8-like
Exons: 3
Coding region: 136-1377 (413 amino acids)
Biological process (GO): apoptotic process involved in development; engulfment of apoptotic cell; phosphatidylserine exposure on apoptotic cell surface
Cellular component (GO): plasma membrane
Source: RefSeq, a predicted model, not a curated record
UUUCACAGUACAAGGGUUCCUCCACAGUGAGGAGACGUCAAAGGUAAUGCAUUCUUCCUCUCUCGCUCUCUUUCAUUGGGUUGAGAAGUGCUAGAGCCAACGCAAACGUGUGUAUUUUCAGUUUACACAGCCACCAUGGAGGAGGACGCGGGACAAUCUAUCCCAUUCAAGUACCCCGCCUCUGACUUCUUGUUGACUGUCGGUGGUAUGUUGUUUUUUCUCCUGGAUGUGGUGCUAGACGUGUGGGCGGUGGUGACUUUCUAUCAACAAGAGGCCUACGUGUUCAUGGGACUGCUGGUGUUUCUACUACUAGGCUCCUCAGCCCUGGUCCAGGCUUUCAGCUGGCUGUGGUACCACUAUGACAAGGACAGCACUGAGACCAGGACAGAAAGCCUCGUGAAGAGCCUUCACUCACUCAAGAUCCUUCAUGUGUUCCAGAUGGGAGUCUACCUCAGAUAUGCUGGUCUUGUGAGGAUCUCGAUAUGUGGCUUCUGCUGUAGAAAGCGUUACAUGGAGGGCAACGCAGUGUAUCUGACCCAUGAUCUUAGCCUGCUGCGCCUCAUCGAGACCUUCUCUGAGAGCGCACCCCAGCUUGUCCUCAUGAUUACCAUCAUCAUCCAGAGGGGAGAGGUGGAGCCCAUUACAAUCUUGAAGGCACUUGGUUCAGUGUCUGCCAUCGCCGUCAGCGUGACCAUGUAUCACCGCUCCCUGCGUUCCUUCCUCCCAGACAAGGCCAAGCAGGGCUGGGGCUCCUCAGUGGUCUACUUCCUGUGGAACCUGCUCCUGAUUGGUCCACGUGUGGCAGCAGUCGCCCUCUUCUCUUCGGUCUUCCCCUGCUUCAUCGCUGCCCACUUCCUGUCUUCUUGGAUGGUUCUAUUUUUUGUCGCCUGGCGACUGAAGACAAACUUCAUGGACAGCGGCGGCGGAGAAUGGCUCUACCGGGCCACCGUAGGCCUCAUCUGGUACUUUAGCUGGUUCAGCAUAGUGGAGGGGCACACCAGGCAGCGGAGCACCAUCUACCACACCUGGAUAUUGGUGGAUAUUGGGAUGCUUUGUGGUUUUUGGGUGUGGCAGAUGAUGAAGAACCCUCCAUAUUUUGAACUGCCACUAGAUCACUAUGUCAUCUUUGUCAUUAUGAUCUCACUCUACAUAGCUGGACUCUGUCUCAAGGUGACAUACUACAAGUUCUGUCACCCAAAGAUUACAAAGCAGGGAGAAGUUGAGUGUCACCUCGAGCUGAUGUCGGAGUCGGUGGGGGUCCCCCCAAAUGGGGAAGAUGUGGUUGACUUUAGGUUUAUGGGUCAUGCAGAGCGUCCAGAACCGUCCGUCAGGGUAAAUAAAAGGAUGAGGAAUUUAGCUGGUAAUUUUUACUCUUAAUCCAGAUUAUCAGAUGUCUCCUACACAUUGAGAAGACUGUAUGGGCUUGUUCAACAUUGCAGCCGAUAACCCAGCCAGGCAACUGCCAAUGAGUUUUACACCCCUGCCCUACUUAAAUGAACCAUCUCUACAGCUUGAAACACAAAGAAAUGUUGACGCUUUCAUUAAAAUGACUGGAAUGAUUUGUUCUAUGAAGACGAGGAUGGCGAUACGAGACAGUUCUCUUUGGCACUGUGCAUUUCUAAUAUGAAGGUAAACAUUACAGUAAUGUUUAUCGUGGUCAUGAACUUGUCUUAUUAAUGGGACCUCGUGAGUACAGCUAAUCAGGGUUACUUAUUGACUGUGGUGGAACAAAAUACUAAAUUGACAUACUUUAGUAAACGUAAAGAUACCUUAAUAGAAAAUGACUCAAGUAAAAGUGAGUCACCCAGUAAAAUACUACUUCAGUAACUCUAGAACUAUUUGGUUAGAAAUAUACCUAAGUGUCCAAAGUAAAUGGAAUUGCUAAAAUUAAAUUAAAUGUCAAAAGUAUAAAUAAUUUCAAAUUCAUUAUUAAGCAAACCAAACAAUGUUUGUAUUUAUUUAUUUAUAGCUAGCCAAUUUAUUUAUGGCACACCAACAUUGUAGGGAGUCCGCCAGAUCAGGUAGUAGGGAUGACCAGGGAUGUUCUCUUGACAAGUGUGUGAAUUGGACCAUUUUCCUGUCAAAUGUAACGAGUACUUUUGGGUGUUAGGGAAAACGUAUGGAAUAAAAAUAGGCUAAAAGAUACCACAAAAAAAAACAACUUAAGUAGAAGUAAAAAAAACGACUUAAAGUAGUUUUACUUAAGUACUUUACACCACUGCUUCCUGAAAUGUUAGCAGGGCGUGGAUUCUGUCAGGACUAGAUAGUAAAAACCUUGAGGGGAUGUGAGAAUGUACAUUUUAACAGUGCAGUUGGGGUGGCCAGUUCUGAGUGAAUGUGCCAAUGUCCUCCGUCUUUCGUGUGCAGUACUGUCUGGUUUCAUGUGUGUGAAUGUGAUCCUUUUUGUACAGUGAUGCCAAAGGCAAAAAAUAAAUAAAUAAAUAAAAAUGUUCAUACAGGU